Colias croceus (clouded yellow) is the source of this 873-nucleotide messenger RNA. RefSeq names its product ribosomal RNA processing protein 36 homolog. NCBI's taxonomy places the organism in Eukaryota, Metazoa, Arthropoda, Insecta, Lepidoptera, Pieridae. Gene Ontology annotation, cellular component: nucleolus; 90S preribosome. Bases 118 to 828 code for a protein of 236 amino acids. The record is from RefSeq and is a predicted model, not a curated record. The transcript is spliced from 4 exons. Gene Ontology annotation, biological process: maturation of SSU-rRNA from tricistronic rRNA transcript (SSU-rRNA, 5.8S rRNA, LSU-rRNA).
UCAAAGUUGAAAUUGACAAAUUAACCUAUAAACUUAAUUCAUAUUUGGUGUUUUGAUUUUGUUCAUGUGUUUUGAAUUUCUGCUGUUAAUUUUACUACAAUAUUAGUUUUAUUAACGAUGGAAAGCAGUGACAAUGAAAAAGAAAUUUCAGAUGUAGAUGAUAAUGAAAGAACUGCUAUAAGACAAGAGUUAUCCAACAUGACAUUUGAAGAGCUUCAGAAAUUAAAAGAAAAAAUUGGUGCCAAGGUUUACAAAGAAGUUGUGUUUGGUAGAAAUAAAAAUACUGAAAAACCUAAAGUGUUCACAAGAGAGAAUAAAAAUAGACCUCGGGAAGUAAGUGCAAAGAAACCAGUAAAAAUGCAACUUGAUAUUGGUGCUGUGAAGAAGACAGAAGUGCGUGACCCGAGAUUUGAUCCACUAUGUGGUACAUUUGACAAGAAGCAGUUCACCCAAGACUACGGUUUUCUAUCCGAUAUGAGAAUGAAUGACAUGAAAGCUAUCAGGAAUGAAUUAAAACAAACCACAGACCCUGAUAAACAGCUCAAGUUGCGGAGACUUCUGCAACGGUUGAAAGAUAAACAUAGAGCCAGUAAGAGAGAGAAAAUAGAAAGAGAGAAGAGAAGUAAAGAGAUUGAGCAUGUAGAACACGAAUUUAAGGAAGGCAGACAGCCACACUUUAAGAAUAAGUCGGAAUUACGAGUGGAGUCCUUAGUGCAACAAUAUGAAGAAUUAAAGAAGAAAGGUUCUGGCAGAAUUCAGCGUCACCUCAAACGCAGGCAGCAGAAAAUUAAAAAGAAAUCAUUCAAAACUCCUGUCGGUGUUGAAUGAUGUUAAUUUUAUGAGUAUUUUAAUAAAACAUAUUAUUAUGAAAAA